Drosophila arizonae is the source of this 713-nucleotide messenger RNA. RefSeq lists its product as uncharacterized. NCBI's taxonomy places the organism in Eukaryota, Metazoa, Arthropoda, Insecta, Diptera, Drosophilidae. The record is from RefSeq and is a predicted model, not a curated record.
UCAAUAAAUGUCGGCUCAUAACUUAGGCUUAGCAGGGGCAGCUUAUCAGAGAACUGUGAGCGCUUUAUAAGGCAGCUGUGGCUCAUCGUCUGCCAACAGUUGGAAGCUAGAAGUUCGCCGUCAUGUCAAGAAUGAUCAAAGCAGUGGAGCUAUCGCUGGUGUUGUUGCUGAUGCCAAUGCUGAUGCAGUGCAUCCCAGGAGUGGCAAUCAGUCAUAUGCAGCAGCUGCUGCAGCUGGACAGCAUAAUUACGAACAGGAUCAGCAACGCGUUGCAGCAGUUGAGAAAUCAAACUGAAAAUAAGGAGCUCGUGCAGCAAUAUGAACGCCUCGAAAUCGCAUUGGCGUUGCCCAUUUCUCAGCUAGACGAAAAGAUAAGGAUUUACAACGAGUAUCUCGCCUACGAUGCGAUUCGUGAAAAGCAACAGCUACAGCAGCCAGACAACUCAGAGGCAUCCGGCUACGAUCGGGCAGAUAUCAUAGUCGAUAUCAGCGAUAAGGAUAAGCAGCGUACCGCAGCGUAUAGCGCCUUUGAGAAACGAGUGCUCAAACUACUGAAGAGACUGAACGUCUCCGAUGCAUUCACGAAGCGCGUCUUCAAAGCCAUUUUUAGCGAUGAGCAGCAACUGAAGAAGUUAAAGAAGAAGCUCGACAGCCUGGGCGAUGACGCCGACUCGAACUGCUGUCUGUGGGACUUCAUAUUUGGUUUAUACUGA